AUCACAUCAGUCAUCGCGAGUCAGUUACUCAACAAUACAGCAAACAAUGUCUCUCUUCAGCUCUUGGCAUCACUUUUACCACUCAUUUUGGACUCUAUUUAACGCCAUUUAGCAUGAAAUCUGACGAAACAAAUGUCGGACAUCUGGAAGAAGAGGCCCGCAAGAGGAAGGAAAGGUUGGAUCGGCUGAAAGCCAUGACUGCCAAAGAAAACGGUGACAAUAAUUCACACGAUAGACACGCUUUGCCUAAACCAACUUUUCGUUCAUAUAAUCCAAACGACGAGAAACUGAAAGAGAGAUCUUUGCCGAAAGGAAAGCCGGAAUCGGUCGAGGACCAAAUCAAAGACCAAUUGUCUGAAUCCAAAGAAGAGCCAGUGAUCGACGAAGUGGACUUAACGAGUUUAGCGCCGCGUAAAGUGGAUUGGGAUCUGAAGAGGAAUCUACAGAAAAAGUUUGAUAAACUCGAGAAUAGGACACAGAAGGCAAUCGCAGAACUGAUCCUGGAUUGGGAUCUGAAGAGGAAUCUACAGAAAAAGUUUGAUAAACUCGAGAAUAGGACACAGAAGGCAAUCGCAGAACUGAUCCGAGACCGACUUCGAGAGUCUUCGGGAACCGAUUUAGCGGCCGCUACUCAAGACUUGGAGUCCACACAAAAAGCCGACGACUCGGACGACGAUUAAUACCACUCUUUUUAUAUCAAACCAUAUCUUGAAUUUAAUUUCAUUAAUAAAUCAUUUUUAAAAAUUAUUUUCAAAUAUCCA
Medioppia subpectinata is the source of this 761-nucleotide messenger RNA. Lineage: Eukaryota; Metazoa; Arthropoda; Arachnida; Sarcoptiformes; Oppiidae. The record is from the annotation of a GenBank genome assembly.